GGAGCAGGUUAGUGUUCUCUCCCCUCAUCACACAGAAGAGGCCUUGAGCUCCCUCACACCAGCCUCCGUCUACCGUCCCACAGCCCACCUUCUCCAUGCCAGUCACCGUGCCAGUGUCCAAUCAGAACGCAGCGGCGGCCCUCCAGUUCAGCAACAACCCCGGCGGCGCCCUGGUCACCACCACCUCCUUCGUCACCUCCACCCUCACAGACCCCCGCCUCCUGUCACCGCAGCAACCGGCUCUGCAGAGGAACACCGUGUCGCCGGGGUUGCCACAGCGACCUGCCAGCGCAGGGGCUCUGUUAGGAGAUCUGGGGAACUCAAACGGAGCGUGCCCGAGUCCAGUCC
Paralichthys olivaceus (Japanese flounder) is the source of this 348-nucleotide messenger RNA. The record is from RefSeq and is a predicted model, not a curated record. NCBI's taxonomy places the organism in Eukaryota, Metazoa, Chordata, Actinopteri, Pleuronectiformes, Paralichthyidae.